AUUGUAUUCCAUUAUAAUAAAUAUUGUAUGUUUAAAUUUGUUUUAAAUGUUCACACCCGUUCAAAGCUUCUAACUUAAAUUGUAUCUCAAAACAUCUGCGAGAUGAGAUAGCCCCGGCCACAAGAGAAUUUUCAGUAACAAGUUUUGGCUAUAAUGGCAAGUGAAAAAAAAGAUGCCAGUGCACUGAUAUCAAAGAAAAAGACAAUUAAACCCAGAAAAUCUCGAGAUGCAGACUGCUGUAGCGUCAACUUCCUAAAAUGUGUUCUUCAUAUUUUUAAUGUCAUAUUUCUGUUUGCAGGCGCAGGCGUGUUCCUAGUUGGUGCAUGGACAAUCGCAACCAGACACCGCUUUGUGGCCCUUCUGCCUACUCCAACGUAUCCUGCAAUAUCCUACUUGUUGUGCAUCGCUGGUGCGUUGGGCGUGCCUCUUUGUGGACUUGGCUGCUGUGGACUGAAGACUGAAAACAGAACUAGCUUAUUGUGUUACACAUAUUUUCUUCUAAUCACAUUCUUAUUGGAAGUGGGUGCGGGUGGUCUUGCCUUUUACUACGAAGUGGCUGUAGAGGACGAACUACGAUUCGAACUGAACGCAACGUUCAUAACAAAUUACGCGCUUGAUACUGUGGUCACGGACGCUGUGGAUAUUAUGCAGACUGAGUUCAAAUGCUGUGGGGCGAACAGAUAUACCGAGUGGCGUAAAAGUGCUUGGCACGAACAUGAUCCGAGAUUGCUAGUUCCUGACUCCUGUUGUAAGACUGUCACCACCCGCUGUGGUAUGCGGGAUCAUCCCUCCAAUAUAUAUUACCAUGGUUGCGUGCACGAGUUCACGAAGCACAUACGAGAUCAGCUGGUCAUCCUCGCAGCUGUAGGAGUUGGUAUGUCCGUCAUACCUAUAUUCGGUUUCUUCUUCUCUUGCGUAUUGUAUGUCAAAAUAAAACAUGUCAUUGACUGACCCCGGCCUAAGGCCCCAGCCGCCAAUAGAAAAGUCUUCGACAAAUCGGCCUCGGCGGGUGAUCUAUCCAAACCGGUCAAUAGGAGCUCGUACAGAGCGCCAAAGAUGGCCGAAAGUUCCCGAAGUAAACGAAAUGUUAGACGAACGCCGUGUCCCUUGCAUUCGGAGAAAAAUAUUCCAAUAUCUACUAUUAGCGAUAAUGUUAGUAUUUAAUUGCGCGUAUUAUUCUUCAGAAUGAUAAUAAAACGCGGAUUUGACUAGUUUUGAAACCUCUCUAAAUAACAAUUAUAUACAGGCAGGGCGUCCCAAGACUAUGGGACAUAAUGGGAAAGUACUUUUAAUAUCGUAAAGUAUAUUUUGCUGAAAGAAUACUUUAUUUUAUUAUGAAAAGUCUAAUAAUUACUUUUAACUUUUAAGUAAAGUAAGUAUUACUGCAUUCAAUGAUUUUCUAUAAACUACUUGUCUCGUCUUGUAAUCGAACUGACUGAAAUGUGAAAAAAACAUCUUAUUUUUUUGAUGCCAAUCAAGAAUAUGAACAAUAAAUAAUAAAUCUUCUUAAGUAACAUACUGUUGUGAAAUUUGUCAUUUUAAUUAAAUUAAAAACAUACAUGAAACUGCCAAAGUCAAUUACGUAUUUUUUUGGAAAUUUAUUGAUGAAAUGCUCAAAAUGUGAUCC
Messenger RNA from Pieris napi, 1627 nucleotides. RefSeq names its product CD151 antigen-like. Gene Ontology annotation, cellular component: membrane. NCBI's taxonomy places the organism in Eukaryota, Metazoa, Arthropoda, Insecta, Lepidoptera, Pieridae. The record is from RefSeq and is a predicted model, not a curated record. The transcript has 6 exons. The coding region runs from base 154 to 951 and encodes 265 amino acids.